UAGCACUGUUCUACACCACACUCGUAAGGAUAAAUGGUUGCAAGAAUAGAGUCCUAAUGUAUAAGUGUCAUUGGAAGCAACAACAAAAAAUGUUGCAACUUAUUUAAAAAGUAGUGGCCAUACGAAAAACUCACAGUUGCAGUUCUACCAUAAAGCAGAAUGUACGUACUCACUGAAAUACUUUGUAUGUCAUACUAAAAUCUAUGUUUCUGCAGCACGAACAAAAUGCUGAAGUUUUAUGUGAAUUCGGAAAAAUACACUUUCAAAAGCUGCCAUUGCCAGGUGGAUGACAAAUUCAUUCAGUUUCUUGAAGUAUUUCAAGAAGUACUGAGGCUAUGAAAGUUAACAGUGGUCUGACCCUCUAAUUAUCGAGGGAGGUGGCGCAGUGGCUAGCACACUGGACUCGCAUUCGGGAGGACGACGGUUCAAUCCCGCAUCUGGCCAUCCUGAUUUAGGUUUUCCGUGAUUUCCCUAAAUUGCUCCAGGCAAAUGUCGGGACAGUUCCUCUGAAAGGGCAUGGCCAACUUCCUUCCCUAAUCCGAUGAGACCGAUGACCUCGCUGUUUGGUCUCUUCCCCCAAACAACCCAACCCCCAACCCUGAAGUUGGUUGUGCCAUAUGUGUACUAACUACAGAAGCACUUGGCUGAGAAUGAAGCAGACAGUGAGAUAAGAACACACAAAUAUGAAAAAUGGAUAUGUAACCACAUAAAAUUUAAAUUUUUGGUCAUAUAUUUUAAAUACCUGCAACAGGAUGAGAGAUUAUAUUUGAAGAAGACAGUGUGCCUCAAUAUUGUCAAUUAUUUUCAGGAAAUAGCGCUGCUGAAAGCAUGGACUCUGAAUUUCUUACGUGAAAAAAUGGAAAUAAAGCCUGUGCAUUUGCUUGCAUUAUUUCUAGUAACACAGGCACAUCACAUGAAGCAACUCUCAGUAACAAAGAAAGAGGAAGUUCACGCCAUCCACACCCAUGUUUCAAGUGUGGUGCACUUCAAGAAUGUAAUACAGAGGAUGAAGCCUCACCAUCAAUGCUUUCAAAACUUGCAUUGGGAUGAGGAGGAAGAGGAAACUGUCGAAGUUCCCAUGUAUCUGUUAAUGGGAAAACUAGAUCAGGGACAGUCACUUCAGGAGAAGUGGAAAUCAAGAGCAACAACUUAUCCUGGACCGUUGCAAGAGGCACAAGAAGUUCUAUGUAAACCUGUGUCUAGUGCUUCCAGUGAGAGGAUAUUUAGUAGAGCUGUGGUUGUUAUUCACAAUAAAUGUAAUAGAAUAGCUAUGGAAAAUGUGAAUGACCUACUUAUGGUGCACUAAAGUAGCAAUGUAAGUUUCACAUUCAUUUCCAUAACACACUAUUUUCAUUAUCAUAAACCUCUAAGGUUAAUGCCUUGUUUUGGGAAUAAAUUUCCAGGAGGCUGUUAUAGCAUUAUGAGAAGAGGAAUAUUUCUUUAUUUACUUGAAGAAGGAAAUUUUCAAUGAAGUUUGUACGUAUUUAUUGUCUGUAGUUUGUGCUCUUACACUAUUUCAGCAUUAAAUUUUAACAAAUAUAUUUGUACCCAAGAGAUAAUUUAGGGGCUGCUUCGUACAACUGCAGUGUCAUAUAUAUAUUUUUGCAGGUACCUAAGAGCAGCAGUUUCUAAACUUUUUCGA
Molecule: messenger RNA, 1642 nt
Organism: Schistocerca cancellata (South American locust)
Lineage: Eukaryota; Metazoa; Arthropoda; Insecta; Orthoptera; Acrididae
Exons: 2
Coding region: 857-1306 (149 amino acids)
Molecular function (GO): protein dimerization activity
Source: RefSeq, a predicted model, not a curated record